Molecule: messenger RNA, 574 nt
Organism: Drosophila ficusphila
Lineage: Eukaryota; Metazoa; Arthropoda; Insecta; Diptera; Drosophilidae
Exons: 4
Coding region: 141-500 (119 amino acids)
Source: RefSeq, a predicted model, not a curated record
AGUAUUAAGCAAAUAGAAAAAUCAGCUUCUCUUUGGGAUUUACGUUUACUCCACUUAGUCAACAGGAAUUUUCAGAUCGACAUUUUGAAAAACAACACAAACUUUCCAAAUUAAUUGUUUUUAUUCCCCUGGAAACCGAAAUGAAACUACUCGGACUUGGAAUGCGAGUGAUGAGGCUCCAGUCUGGCGGACAAUCCCGUUCCACGAACACUUGCUGUCCCCCGGAAAUACGAGAACCUCUGCCGUGUUGCCCCAAAAAACGUUUUUGGACCUUCAAAAGGGUGCUGUGCUUUUCUACGUUGACCUUUGGCGCCGGGGUUUAUACGGGCAUCUACGUUUCGCAGAACUAUGAGGUCCCCCGGGUAGAUGAUCCGCAGAAGUUGAUCCAGCGUCUGAACGAAAAAGUGAAGGAGCUGGUUGACCAAAGCAAGAACAAAUCCGCUGGUGAGAAACUUGUGGACGACAUCAAAAAGGAGGCUAAAAAGAUACUGGAUGACUGACUGGUGCGAUGAGUUCUCGUUUUGAUGUUAAACAAAUUUAUCUAUUAUCAAAUAAAGCGAUGUUACAUGUGUAA